Molecule: messenger RNA, 3828 nt
Organism: Protopterus annectens (West African lungfish)
Lineage: Eukaryota; Metazoa; Chordata; Ceratodontiformes; Protopteridae
Gene: AKAP7
Product: A-kinase anchoring protein 7
Exons: 9
Coding region: 355-2181 (608 amino acids)
Cellular component (GO): cytosol
Molecular function (GO): protein kinase A regulatory subunit binding
Source: RefSeq, a predicted model, not a curated record
CAUACUGUACUGACGAAGUAAACACAACACGCAGCAAAAUUCAUUCAGUGUAGUCACCACGUUUGUAACUAAAUAUGAUUUGGGGAACUGAACGGUAUUACACUAAGUGUAUGACAAAAAAAUCAUCAGAAACGCAUCUGAACGUUUCGUUUUGAAUUUUCCUUCAAGCCUCUACUUUGACAAAGAAGUUUGCAUUUGAACUCGUCAGCUAUCCGUACAGUGUUCGCAUCUUCUAAUUUACAGUAGUUGCUGUCUAGCAGCUGGACGUAGAAGUUACUUUUUACGAAAAAAAUGUUGUACAAUAUGGUUACUGAUUUGUAAAGUGCCCACUCCGAACCUCUGGGUACGCGCUUCAUGCGUCCCAUUUCCCCUGUGGUGUGCCUUAAAUAUCGUUUGUCCGCUUGUAAACAGAACCGGGAACUUUAUCCUAUUCGUGCUCGUGUUUGUAAACAGAAUCGUGGACUCUGUAGUAGCAUGGAAAACUGGAUCUGGGCUGCAGUUAAAAGGUGGUUGCUGUGCCUUGAUCAGUUUCGAAUUUUAAAGCUGAAACAGACGUGCGUGCCAGCCGCCUUACUAGAAUCAACAAGGUUAAUUUUUAGAUCCCUGUGUUCGCAACACGCUUUGGGAAUACGGUACAUUAGUCACCACCACUCUAGUGGCCGUCCUUGGACUUGUGUGACCAUGUCCCAACAAUUUGAAACUUCUCUCUACUCCACAGAAAGUAACGACAACACCAAUGAUUCCAGUUUUUGUAAUGAAAUUGUCAGCUCCCUGAUGCCUGAUUUGCUUCUACAACCACCCCUAGUGAAAGCUGACUUGUUUGCAGAUGACAAAGAGGCCGAGACUGCCUUGUUUACACGUGCAGAACCGUGCGGUGUUGAAACAACACGGUCUACCAGCCUGUUACUUCAUUCGUCAGAAAUGUCCCCGCCUCUUUCAGCACCAGGACAGCAGGAAGAGUUGAAAGACUGUGCAUUUACUGAGCUUGAUGUCAGGGAGCUGUUUGAUAAAGGUGUUUCGGUGGUUCAGGAAAAUGUAGAAGUCAAGGCAGUUGCAGAGGAGCAUCAGAAAUCUGUAAGGGGUCAGUCUGCACCAGAUGAAGGUGUAGAUGUUUUGGUUGCAGAGCUUCCUUUUGCUGAUGUGGAAGAUGGAACUGAGCUUGGCAAUUUUCCUUCAGAUUUGGAAGAUACUGAAAAUAAAACAUCAAGGAAAAGGCACUGGAAGAAGAGGAAGAAGAAGAGAUCUUCUUCCUCUGAUGUUUGCUUGGGCAGUCUGCUUACAGAGUUUCCAUUUUCCACUACUGAUAUCAGAGCUGAAUUUGGUAUUUCUAGUACCAAUGAAAAAAGCUUGAAGAAAAAGAGGAAGAGAACUGCUGAAGAGGGCGACACAGAUGCUGACCAGAAGAAAAAGAAAACACAGCAGCCAAAUUACUUUGUCUCCAUUCCUAUUACAAACCCUAAGAUUAUAGGAGGUAUUCAGGCAGUCCAAGAUAUCAUAUUACAGAGGGAUCAUCGACUGUCCAAAGCGAUGGUAACCAUUGGAUCUCUCCAUAUUACUCUUCUUGUCAUGCAUUUGGCUACCGAUAAAGAAGUUAAAAUUGCAGCCAGUGCCUUUGAAGAAGCAAAAGGGAUGGUGACAGAUGCCCUGCAUGGAAAAAAUCUGAUUUUACCAUUCAAAGGAAUAGGGCACUUUAGGAAUGAAGUUGUGUUUGCCAAUUUGGCACAUGGGGAUCAUAUGGCACCACUGUAUAACAUUGCAGAGGCUGUGAAGAAAGAAUUUCAAGAAAAGGGCAUCCUGUCUGGGGACACAAAACCUUUUAAACCACAUCUGACCUUCAUGAAGCUGUCAAGGGCACCAAAGCUACGUAAGCAGGGAAUUAAGAAGCUGGAUCCCAAAUUGUAUCAGAAUUUUGUGACUCACUGGUUUGGAGAAGAGGCUGUGAACCAAGUUGAUCUUUGCUCAAUGCUAAAAAAGAAGCAACCCAGUGGGUACUACCACUGUGAAUCAUCCAUCACUGUUGGGAAGAAAUGUGAUGCAGACAGUAUUAGAAAGGCUUUGCAUAGAGAGAAAAUGACCUUAUUGAUCAAAGUGGCUCAGAUAAAGGAGUUACUGUCACGCCCAGAGACUCGGGAGAGAAUACAACGAGAGAUGUCUGAGACCAGAGUACCCAAGAGCAGCUGACAUGGUGAUCCACAUAUAGAUGAUGCUUCUCAGUUGUGAUUGCUUAAUGAACUCUGCUUCAAAUAAUAUUCAUGAGGAACAUCUACGUCCAUUUCAGCACAAUUACCAGCAUUAUUAUUCAUUUAUGACAAAAUAUGUAUUAUAUCAGAAGUCUUCACUGUUUUUUCUUUUUUUCGCUUUAGCCUACUUAACAUCUCCUUUUGUGAAAUAUCUGUUGUGAAGUUAAAGUGCUGGGGUUCUGUCCCACAUACCAGGUGUAUAUUGGUUUUGUAAACAAGCUGAAUUUGUAUUAUGUAGACACAGUUUUGCAAACCAGGCUGAGAAAUUUCUCACAUAUGUACUAGAUAGAACAAUGAUCCUUUCUAUUCUUAAGUGUUUCACGUGUUCUAGCAUUUCUUUUGUGUCCAUUAGCAGAGUCAUUUUUGAUAAGUGAGUUUUUGACUAGUAAAUGUUUACAGACAGUGAAGUGCCAUUCCCCUCAUGUCCAGGUAACUAUGCAUCUCUCUGUCUUAGUAACUGAUAAGAACAACUGAAAAGUGUGUUUAUGUAAGCAUUUUGCUCCAGUUGUCUCUGAUUGUUGCUCCUCCAGUUAAUAGCAGCUUUGCACAAAUUUGCGUUAGGAUAUUUAUACAGUAAGAUUUAUUUAUGUGCACAUAAAAAACUGAGUCACUGAAGUGAGUCUGUACAAAAAUUCAUUAUUUAUAACCGUGUGGAGGUUCAUUCUUGUAAAUAUUGUACUGUAUAAUAUUUUAAAGCUCCCACACUGGCAGGUAUGCUAGGAUGACUCAGGUUGCUGAAUGCCAAGAAGGACCCAUUCAUUUACCUGGUCAAUAGAUGAAUUAAAAAAAUGCACACAGGUAUCAUAAGAGGGAAGAAGGGGUUCUUAACUUGAAACUCCUCAGCAUUCCUUACAGUAAGAAGCAUACGCUGGCUUAUUCUCUAAAUCUCUUAUGAGGAACAAAGUUUUAAUGUUUCUGUAUAUAGCAAAGGAGAUCUUAGCUUAACUCAUGCAAGAAAUGUAUCUAACUCUGUUUUUAAUUGAUUUCAAUAAUUUCUGAGACAAAUGUCACCCGGCACUUCAGCUGUUGCCAUCUACAGUUGUUCUUCAAUAUUUUUUUUUUACAAAAAUAAAGGAACUAAAAUGUUACACAGUUUGAAACUUUUCCUUAAGAGAUUUGAUAAUAAAGUGAUGUGGAUAUCACUAUAUAAAAUGAGAAGAAGAUAAUCUGCAGUAGCUAUACAGAAGCAUUCAGAAUUUAUUUAUGGAUAUUUUGAGUACGGAUCAUAAUUAUAUUCAGGAAUGCUAACAGUAUUAUCUCAAGUACUUACUGUUAAUUUAUCUCUGUUUUAAUUGACUAAUAACUGAAUUAAUAUUCAGAAAGCUAUUUAUGUUUUAGAAACUGUAUCUUGUAUGGCAAUGACCAAAGAAUCAAGGGUGAAAUAUCUCUUCAGUAAUCUUAUUUCAUUGUCUUUUAUGUGCUUAUAAAUAUUAGUUCUUUAGCUAACAAAGAGUCCACUGGAUUUAUUUUUUGUAAGAGGUCUAGGUUCCUACUCUUUUUAAACUUACAACCAAUAGGUUAUGGUUUGUUUUUAAUGAAUCAGGAAAUGCUACAUGAAAUUAUAUGAAUAAACAUGAAAUACAGGCUG